Molecule: messenger RNA, 2877 nt
Organism: Sphaerulina musiva SO2202
Lineage: Eukaryota; Fungi; Ascomycota; Dothideomycetes; Mycosphaerellales; Mycosphaerellaceae
Exons: 1
Coding region: 1-2877 (958 amino acids)
Biological process (GO): regulation of DNA-templated transcription
Cellular component (GO): nucleolus
Molecular function (GO): rDNA binding; transcription factor binding
Source: RefSeq, a predicted model, not a curated record
AUGGGAAUCAAGGAGCCCAGUGCAGACCAAAAGGAACUCAACGGAAUUUUGCGAAAGCUGGGCGAAGAAGUAUCUGAACAGAGAAUCGAGGCCACGAAGGAACUUUUGAGCCAUCUGGCUGAAGAUGCAGGCGACUCGAAAAGUCGUGUUGACAGAGCAGUCACUCGACUGGUAAACGGCGUGUGCAGUGGUGCCAAAGCCGCUCGUUUGGGUUUCUCCAUGGCGCUGGCUGAGGUGCUCAGAUUUGCACGAAAUGGCGACCAGAAUUUCUUGACAUUCGAAGAACUUUUAAGCAAAAUCUCGGCAUUGACGCCUGAGACAACUCGUGGGCAGGAGGAGAGGGACUACCUGCUGGGGCGCAUGUAUGCAUACCAUGCGAUCCUGCUGAGCGAUGUUCUGCGCAAUGCCACAGAGGCAGAGGUCAGCUCUGUUUUCGAUGCUCUCGCUGAACUGGCUCCGCAGAAAGAGUGGCUGAGAAAUGAAUGCGGUCUGAUACUGAUGGAGUUCUUGAAGACGCCAGCCAAUGUGGACCUGGUACUACCUUUGAUUGCCUCUCUGGAUUCGAGGGGCCUAUUGAAGUCGCCUGAAGGCGUGGCAUUGUGGUUGACAGCCAAGGACAGCUUCCAGAAUGUCAAACUGCCUAAAAAGGUGUGGCAUCAUCGCAACCCACUCUCCUCGCAGGAUCGCGGCGAGCUUACUCGUAUUCUACUCAAAAAUGCAGUUGAGAGUAAAGAGGUCGAGCAGCCGCAACAGAAUGGGGAAGGCAAGAAGAAGAUGAAGGGAUCGGGUGCGCGACAAUCUAUGCCGAGCUUCGCCUGGAGUGUCAUACUGCAGCAUCUUUACAAGACCGACGAUGGCAAAGAUCUCUCAUCAUUCUGGGAAGACUGCCUCGCAAAGCCGAUGUUUUCUGCAAACUCUUCAGCUGAACGGAAGUCUCUUGGUCUUCAAAUCUUCAGCCAGGCUAUCAAGACCGCUCCUGCAGAACUCCUUGGAGACAUUGUGCACAGCAACAUCGUGCGCUGUAUUGUCGAUCAGAGGUCCAAGUCUGAUCGCACCCUCUUCGCCGCCGCUGCGGUGCCACUGAACACUAUCAAAGCUCGAGGCCUGGCCGAUGCGACGGCGGCAGCUGAGAUCGUUUCUAAGCUGCUCGAAGUGACGCCAGCGACUCUAGACAAGCUUACGAGGCAGACUAUGGAUAGUCUUCUCGCGUCAGCAGACCCUGAGAGCCUUGUUCACGUUGUGAAGGUCAUUAACGAUGUGUGCCGCUCUUCAAACAUAUUGCCUUCUGAUCCAGGCGAUGCUGAGAAGAAGCGCCGUCUGCUAGCAGAUGCGCUACUAUCGAUCAUUCGCUCGAGGCGGAGCCAACCAGAGCAGUUUUUCAAGAAAGGAGAGAAGGCGUCACAGUGGCUGAAAGGCGCCUUGCGCAACAUGGCCGACCUAGCUUACAGUGGAGAAAAGCUCUCUCCUCUUCUUCAGGAUACGACGCGGACGAUAUUCCAGGAUCGGCUACUCUCUGCACUCGGACAUCUCGUCAGCUUGCCACUCGAUCAAGCGAUUAUUGCCCCUCUUGUUGUAGUGGAGAAACUGGAAACAAUUGAGAGCGCAUUCGCAGUUACUUUGAACGGUACGGCGACAGAGGCCAUUAGGGAUGCACAAAAGGCGCUCAAGAAAGCAGCGAACAAGGCAGAAAGCAAGAAAGGCAGCAAGGCCACAGUCGCAAAGGCGUCACAGCUUCUGCUUGCCCUCGGUAUCCUUCAGGUCUACAAGCAGGAACCCGAUAGCGUGGAGGUUCUCAAAGACAUCACUGAUCAUUACAAAAGUAGUAAGAGCGAGGAUUCUUCACUAUUGCUUGUCGAACUGCUGCUCAGCUUUGUGGCUAAGCCUUCAGCGCUGCUCCGCAAGCUGGCUGAACAAGUGUUUGCCGCCUUUGCCCCAGAGAUUACUGCGGACGGGCUGCAGUCGAUGAUCAGCGUUCUCGAGCCCAAGGAGAGCUUAGCCGGCAAACGCGAGCUUUUCAAAGGCGAAGAGGACGAAGAAGACGACGACGAGGAUGACGACGACGACGACCAGCCUAGUAUGGACCUCGACAUGGAAGACAUAGAAGAUGCCUCCGAUGUUGAGAUUGUCAAUGGCACCAUCUCCGGUGCCAUUGAUGACGAUGGAGAGGACUCUGUAUCAAGCAGUUCAGAUGAAGAAGCGGCCGACGGGGCAGGCGACGAGGACGAGGAAGCAGAAUUCGAUCGCAAACUUGCAGAUGCUCUAGGCACCGCUGGUGUGGAAGAAGCCGAUGACGAUGAGCAUGGCUCCGACAUGGACGAUGACCAAAUGAUGGCCAUCACUCCCCACCUGGAAACUAUCUUCAAGGAGCGUAAGAAAGGUUCGAGCAACAAGCGGGACAAUCAGGAUGCCAAGGAAGACGUCGUGAACCUCAAGAACCGCGUGUUGGACCUUUUGUCCAUCUAUGUCAAGUCGCAGCACUCCAAUCCUCUGGCUCUGGAUCUGCUUCUGCCACUGAUUACCCUCACUCGCACCACAACAAGUCAACCAACAGCACAAAAGGCAAUGGAAGUCCUGGAAACAUAUUUCGACACGAGCAAGAAGCAGAAGACGCUGCCCAUCGCAAAUGCUGAUGACAUAUUCCAAGUUCUCGCCAGUAUAUUCGACGAGAUGCGUCUGGGUGGGAGCAGAAUCCAUGCUGCGGCGUGCAGUCGCUCUGCUCAAUUUCUCGCGAAGAUUCUUCUAUCUGGUGAUCCAGGCGCGUGGAAGAAGAUCAAUGGCAUGUACGGAGACUUGUUGGAUGAAUGGAGGACCGAUGCCAAGACGAAGAUUCCGAACACUGUCUUCACUCACUGGCUGGAUUGGUCUAUGCAGAAAUAA